AUGCCGCGAACGAAGCAACCCGGCGAUGACUCGUUGAGUCAAGCCGAUGAGUCUGGCACCUCGAGCAUUCAUAAUACCAAACACCACCAAGCGAUCAAGUCCCUCACUACUCAGCUUAGGGACAUGGCAUUAAAGGCCUCCGGAGCAUACCGGCACUGCAAUCCAUGCACGGCGCCAACAACUCAGAGCCGUUUCAGGAGCAACUGGAACGAGUCUGACGCAGAGUCAGAGCGAUUCCGGUGGUCGUUACGCCGGACCGGAAGCUCAAGCUCGACGACGACUAGAACAUGGGGGAAGGAGAUGGAGGCGAGGCUGAAGGGGAUAUCAAGCUCGAGCGGCGAAGGGACGCCAAACUCAAUGAAUGGCAGUGGGCGCCGGGUCGACCCGCCCGUGGUGUUCGUCGAAGAGAACGAACCCAAGGAGUGGGUGGCCCAGGUGGAGCCCGGUGUUCUGAUCACUUUCGUUUCUCUCCCGCGCGGAGGAAAUGAUCUCAAGCGGAUACGUUUCAGGUACGCCCUCCUGAUUGAUUAGAUGUUUGACGGUCACGAUUCGUUUUGAUAUACUCUCUCCUUAAUUUGAGUUUUGCGCCUUCGAUCGAUGGUGUCUGGUGCCUCAUAACUGAGGUCAUAUCUUAGUACUGUUUCUAGUGGAUUAGUAUACGUCAUCGACUGGUUUCUGUAUACGAAAGAUAAAAAGGAAAAGUAGCAAGGCGGUAUUUGGAUUCUGGUUUUAAUGGUCAACAAAAAAAAACAAUAUUUAACCCAUUUGAAGGAAAGCGUCCAAACGCAACCUUGGACGCCUCUGGUUCUGUGUUGUUCAAAUGGAGGAAAUAGAAGGGGACCCAUAUCCUACA
This is a messenger RNA of Hevea brasiliensis (rubber tree), 853 nucleotides long. RefSeq names its product protein Brevis radix-like 3. The record is from RefSeq and is a predicted model, not a curated record. The transcript is spliced from 2 exons. Bases 1 to 531 code for a protein of 176 amino acids. NCBI's taxonomy places the organism in Eukaryota, Viridiplantae, Streptophyta, Magnoliopsida, Malpighiales, Euphorbiaceae.